CACGAACCAGCGGCAUCUGGACUGUUCAGCAGCCCGCGCUAUCCUCUCCCGCUCUGAGCCAAGGACGCCAGCCCAAACCGCCCUCGCUGCCGUCACAGUUACCGCCAGUUUAGGGAUACCUGCCUGCCAAGGACAUCCCACAUGGACAACAGCUUUACCAAGAGUCCCGAGGAGGUCGUCAAGACACUCGAGUCGGAUCGCCGAAACGGCCUCACGGCCGCCGAGGCCGACCAGCGUCUGGGGCGAUACGGCCGCAAUGAACUGCCCGAGGAACCGGGCACACCCUUGUGGAAACUGAUUCUGGAGCAAUUUGAGGAUCAGCUGGUCCUCAUUCUCCUGGGCGCCGCCGUCGUUUCAUUUGUACUGGCCGCCCUCGAGACGGACGAACAAGAAAAGACCACUGCCUUUGUGGAGCCCGUCGUUAUCCUCCUGAUUUUGAUUGCCAAUGCCGUCGUCGGCGUCGUCCAAGAAACCAAUGCCGAGAAGGCCAUCGAGGCCCUCAAGGAAUACUCCCCAGAUGAGGCCAAGGUUAUCCGCAACGGCACGGUCCAGACCAUCGACGCCCGUCUGUUGGUGCCCGGCGAUGUUGUCGAACUCGUCGUUGGCGACAAGGUGCCCGCCGACUGCCGCGUCCUGGAAAUCAACACCUCGUCAUUCAAGGUCGACCAGUCGAUUCUCACCGGAGAAUCCGUCUCGGUCAGCAAGGAGGCCCAGACGAUCGUCUCGGAUCCCGGCGCAGUCAAGCAGGACCAGAUCAACAUUCUCUUCUCCGGAACGUCCAUCACUGUCGGAAAGGCCAAGGCUAUUGUCGUCCAGACUGGUCCCCAUACUGCCAUCGGCGGCAUCUUCAAGUCGAUCUCGGAGCAAGAGGAUGAUAAGACGCCUCUCAAGAUUGCCCUCGACGAGUUUGGCGACCAGCUCGCCCGCAUCAUUUCCAUCAUCUGCGUCCUGGUUUGGGUCAUCAACAUCCGCCACUUCAACGAUGAGCACUUCCACGGCAACUGGCUCAAGGGCGCAGUCUACUACUUCAAGAUCGCUGUCGCCUUGGCGGUUGCCGCCAUCCCUGAAGGUCUUGCCGUCAUCAUCACCACUUGCCUCGCCCUUGGAACCAAGAAGAUGGCCCAGCAGGGCGCCAUCGUCCGCAAGCUCCGCAGCGUCGAGACCCUUGGAUGCACCAGCGUCAUCUGCUCUGACAAGACCGGCACCCUGACUACCAACCAAAUGAGUGUUCGCCGAGGUCUCGUUGUCGAGUCCGAGGGCGGCGUGUUCAACGAAGUCCAGGCUGAGGGCUCCACCUACGGACCCGAGGGACGCAUCCUCAACGCCGAGGGCAAACAAGUUGAUCGUGACAUCCUCAGCAACAACGCUGUCCUAAACGAGCUUAUCCAGAUCUGCGCCCUUUGCAACGACUCCCGCAUCGUCUUUGACGAGAAAUCCGGACAGUUCCAAAAGUUUGGCGAGCCUACCGAGGCGGCUCUCAAGGCCUUUGUCGAAAGAGUCGGCACGGACUCUCCCGCCUUCAAUAAGCAGCUGCCCGUCAUCCCCGAUGCCAACGCCCUCGGCAAGAUUGACCACAAGACCAAACUUUGGAGAGCCGGCCAGGCCGCCGACCACUUUGCGUCCAAAUACAAGCGCCAGGCUACUCUCGAGUUUUCGCGCGAUCGCAAGUCCAUGUCUGUCCUUCUGAGCCGCCAGCAGGACGCCCCCGUAUUCGGAACCUCGCCCCUGACCCGCGUCGCUAGCCAGCAGAGCGGAAGUGGCUCUGUGCUGUUUGUCAAGGGCGCCCCCGAGCAAAUUCUUGAGCGCUGCAAGUACAUCCGACUGUCCUCCUCGCCCGGCAAGCGCGUCGAGCUCACCGAAACCCUGCGCCAAGCGAUCUUGAAGAAGGUUUACACUUGGGGUGAAGCCGAGUCCCUGCGCGUCUUGGCCUUCGCCGCCGUUGACCAACCCAACAUUCCCGAGCCCACCAAGAUUGACCCCAGCAGCUACGCCAAGAUCGAGUCGCAGAUGACCUUUGUUGGUCUCGUCGGCAUGCUUGAUCCUCCUCGCGAGGAAGUCAAGGAGUCCAUUCGAAAGUGCAAGGCGGCCGGCAUUCGCGUCAUUGUCAUCACCGGAGACAACAAGAAGACCGCCGAAUCGAUCUCGCGAAAGAUUGGCGUCUUUGGAGAGCAUGAGGAUCUGGCCCACCUGAGCUACACCGGCCGCGAGUUUGAUGAUAUGACCCCAACCCAGAAGAAAGAAGCCGUCCGCCGCGCCUCGUUGUUCUCGCGAACCGAACCCAGCCACAAGGAGGAGCUCGUGGAUCUCUUGAAAGAGGAUGGAUGGAUUGUUGCCAUGACCGGCGAUGGUGUCAAUGAUGCCCCUGCCCUCAAGCGAGCCGACAUUGGUGUUGCCAUGGGCAGCGGUACCGACGUUGCCAAGCUCGCCAGUGAUAUGGUCCUUGCCGACGACAACUUUGCCACCAUUGUGGCUGCUGUCGAGGAGGGCCGUAGCAUCUACGCCAACACCAAGCAGUUCAUCCGCUACCUGAUCUCAUCCAACAUUGGCGAGGUCGUUAGUAUCUUCCUCACAGUCGUUCUUGGCAUGCCCGAGGCCCUGAUCCCCGUCCAGCUGCUCUGGGUUAACCUGGUGACCGACGGACUUCCGGCCACGGCUCUGGGCUUCAACCCUGCUGAUCAUGCCAUCAUGCGUCGACCGCCUCGUUCGUCGAAGGAGCCCAUCGUCACCACUUGGCUCUUUAUCCGUUAUAUCGUGAUCGGCACCUACGUUGGCAUUGCCACUGUGUUUGGCUAUGCCUGGUGGUUCAUCUACUACAGCAACGGUCCCCAUAUCACCUGGUAUCAGCUGACCAACUUCCACAAGUGCUCGACCCUGUUCCCUGAUAUCGGAUGUGACAUGUUUGCCAACUUUAUGAGCAAGAAAGCCACGACCAUGAGUCUGUCGAUUCUCGUCGUCGUCGAGAUGUUCAACGCGAUCAACAGCUUGUCCGAGAACGAGUCGCUCCUUACCUUUGGUCUCCAGAACAACCUCUACCUGGUCUUUGCCGUCACGCUCUCCAUGGCCCUGCACUUUAUGAUCCUUUACGUUCCCUUCUUCUCGGAUCUCUUUGCGAUCACGCCCCUCGGACUCGAGGAAUGGAAGUGGGUUCUCCUCAUCUCGCUCCCCGUCAUUUUCAUUGACGAGGCUCUCAAGUUUAUCAGCCGCACCUGGGUCCAGAAGGAGACCCAGGUUACCAGCAAGAGCAAGUCGGACUAGAGACCCACUCCUCCUCCCCCCUUUCCCCUCGUUAGACAUGGUUGCAGCGAGUAUCAGGGCUCGAUGAGAAGCGUGGCCGGGAGCGUUUGGCUUUGGCACUGUCCGUCUGGACGCUCUUGCCUGGGUGUAAAGUAGCAUGUGGCACUUUCUGGAGUUGCAGGGACUCGCUGUCAUCGCGAGCCGAAAUACAUAUUCUCGACAUCUUCCAUCCCA
This is a messenger RNA of Polychytrium aggregatum, 3468 nucleotides long. RefSeq lists its product as uncharacterized. Gene Ontology annotation, molecular function: P-type calcium transporter activity; ATP binding; ATP hydrolysis activity. The coding region runs from base 142 to 3255 and encodes 1037 amino acids. The transcript is spliced from 11 exons. Gene Ontology annotation, biological process: calcium ion transmembrane transport; intracellular calcium ion homeostasis. NCBI's taxonomy places the organism in Eukaryota, Fungi, Chytridiomycota, Chytridiomycetes, Polychytriales. The record is from RefSeq and is a predicted model, not a curated record. Gene Ontology annotation, cellular component: membrane.